Molecule: messenger RNA, 123 nt
Organism: Racocetra fulgida
Lineage: Eukaryota; Fungi; Glomeromycota; Glomeromycetes; Diversisporales; Gigasporaceae
Source: the annotation of a GenBank genome assembly
AAUAACUUACCCAACAUUGGGUGGUCAUUACAAAGAUGCUAACAAGAAAGACCCUGGACAGAAAAGUAAAGUCCUCUUGCAUCCGGAUUGUAACGUAUCAACAGAAGCUGAAAUUCGGUUCCU